GAUACGCAUGCAAAUUUCGCGAACGCAUCUUGGGUAUAAAAGUCGUCGUUUUUUUGGCCAAGGUAUGUCAGUUCAUUUUCGUUAACCGACAGUGACAAUCGCACCAAACCCCACCCAAGCCGCACAAUGAAUCCUCUGACGGUUGUUGCAGUCCUCUCCUCGAUGGCCCUGUCCGCUCAGGCUGGUCUGGCGCCCUUCUCCGCUCCCCUGGCGGCGGCUCCUCUGGGUGCCCCUCUGGCUGCUCCCCUGGGAGCUCCUCUGGCCUACUCGGCACCUUUCGGAGCUGCUCCGUACUUUGCCCCGGCUGCGUACUCCGCUCCCUAUGUAGCGGGUCCUGCUCCUCUGGUGGCUAAGACCUACGCUGCUGCUCCUCUGGCUGCUCCCGUGGCUGCUCCUCUGGCUGCUCCCGUGGCUGCUCCCGUGGCUGCUCCAGUUCUGGCCAAGACCAUUGCUGCUCCAGUUGCCGCUCCUCUGGCUGCUCCCGUUGCCGCUCCUCUGGCUGCUCCCGUUGCUGCUCCUCUGGCCGCUCCAGUCGCUGCUCCCAUUGCCACCGAGAUCGUCGAUGCCUACCCCCAGUACAAGUACGCCUACGAUGUCCAGGACACUCUGACCGGUGACUCCAAGACCCAGGAGGAGACUCGUGAUGGUGACAUCGUCCGCGGAUCCUACUCCCUGAUCGAGCCCGACGGUUCCCGUCGCAUUGUCACCUACUACGCCGAUCCCAUCAACGGAUUCAACGCUGUGGUCCAGAAGGAUGUGCCCGUGGCCGUUGCCCCAGUGGCUCCAGUCCUGGCUAAGACCGUCGGCGCUUCUCCUGUGGCUCCCGUGGUGGCUGCUGCCCCAGUGGCUCCCGCCUUCGCCAAGACCCUGGCCGCCCCCAUCGUUGUCUAAGGGAGAGGAGGAGAAAGAGGAAGGAUAGACCGCAAUUCGACAAAGGACUUUCAUCUGUACAUAUUCGAUUAAUCAUUGUCGUGCUUAAAAAAUAACUUUCAUCGCAAAAAACUAAAUAAAAAAAAUCUUUUAAAACAAAAAA
This is a messenger RNA of Drosophila ananassae, 1033 nucleotides long. It is a transcript of the gene Cpr64Ad, whose product is annotated as cuticle protein 21. The record is from RefSeq and is a predicted model, not a curated record. The transcript has 2 exons. Lineage: Eukaryota; Metazoa; Arthropoda; Insecta; Diptera; Drosophilidae. The coding region runs from base 127 to 891 and encodes 254 amino acids. Gene Ontology annotation, cellular component: extracellular matrix.